Zasmidium cellare ATCC 36951 is the source of this 813-nucleotide messenger RNA. RefSeq lists its product as uncharacterized. The record is from RefSeq and is a predicted model, not a curated record. Lineage: Eukaryota; Fungi; Ascomycota; Dothideomycetes; Mycosphaerellales; Mycosphaerellaceae. The transcript has 3 exons. The coding region runs from base 1 to 813 and encodes 270 amino acids.
AUGAUCAGAUUCGAAGUCAUCUUCACGGCUUUGCUGCUUGCCACGAGGCUAACGCUUGUCCUCGGUGCCUUACCCCAAUGCCUGAGCGCCUGCAGUACGAUCUCCGCGACACCAUGUACGCCCGAUUCACUUCCAGCACUCAUUAGCUGCCUGAACGACCACUGCUCUUUCAACAAUACGCUCUCAACAUACGCCGUGGCCCUUUCGCCGAAGAUCGAAUACUCGUGCCAACAAUCCUAUGUCCCAGGCGAUGAUACACCGACCACAGUUCUGAAGAUGACGGGCCAGGGACAAUGCAUGACCAGUCCUUACGACUUUCGAUCUUUCGUCACGAGUGCUGGAAACAAUCCAUGGGCUUCGGGAGUCUGCCGCAUCUUCGUCUACCCUGAGGCAGACUGUGCCGGUCACCCAGAAGAUCUCGCAUUGAUGCUGCACAGCGAGGGCUUCUCACGUCGCUACGUCGAGCAAAUGUGCCUCCUACGGCCUUCGAACGGAAACAACGACACUACGGUCCCGCAGACAGAAUGCAAUCCCGCCCCCGUUUCCCUUCCAUCAAAUUCGCUUUCGCAAUCGUAUUCGCCAUUGGUGAUCAGUUCGGUUCAGCCUUUGGACUCCCCAUCAACAUGGAUUUUGCCGUCAGGCAUGCCUAUUUCGCACCCGAAUUCCACCUCGAGGGUCAACGCAACAUCCAGGCUUAUUUCCAGCUCGCCAACGGAAACUGCCAUGGCCUAUCUUGGUGGUGCGGUGAAGGAGAGCAAGGAUGCUACAAUCGCUGCCAUGUUCGCACUGAUUGCGGCAUUCAUCUUGCUUUGA